This is a messenger RNA of Durusdinium trenchii, 1074 nucleotides long. The record is from the annotation of a GenBank genome assembly. Lineage: Eukaryota; Dinophyceae; Suessiales; Symbiodiniaceae.
CAGCUCAGUGCUCAGUUUUUUGCCGAGCCAAUGGAUGCCGUCGACCAUGGUCUGCAUUAACCUGAGCAGGAUCCUCUUCACCGCUGCUGUCAGCUUCAUCGUGGAGGUAGAGGCCUAUCGCUUCAACUGCAGACCAACAGGAUUCCUUUAUCCAUCUUGGCCCACCUACUUCUUCAUCCAGGAGGCGCCGGGAACCAUUUGCAAGAAGAGGUGGCAAAUGGGGAGAUUGGUAUUAAAGAGGUGUUUGUCGCGAUCCCGAAAGCCUGAAGGCGAAGAUUCUGCCAAAAGGAUACGACCGGAGCCGAGUUCUUUCAGGGAGAGUGCGCUGCUUCACAAGCUUCUAGAGCUGGUUGGAAAUGGUGGGUCCCAUGUAGCCACUGCCACAGAGAUUGCCAGGGCUGCGGAAAUUGACUUUCCACACCCACUUCCAGAUGGACUCAAAAAACUUGCUAGCUGUGGAGCGCAUGGGGCAUGCGCCAGCAACACAGAGAGGGACUUUCGAAGGUGGACACGUGGUGCUUACGGGUUCCGUUUAGAACCAUAUCCUAUCAAGCUUACCUUGGAAGUGCCAGGCGAAUGUCUUCCUCAGGAACACGAUGCGUCUGUACGCGCGGGUGUCAACAAAACGAUUGCUGACCUUUGCGCCUGGUCAUUGCACUAUGAAGACGGCGAAAUGCAGCUGUUGAACGUGUGCGCCUUCUCCUUGGCAAAGGCCAUCGAACUGAUUGACAAUUCUGGCUUGAUUCUGUCAUCAGAGGAAGCUAGCGAAAUCACCAAGUUCCUCCUGAUGCACUUGCGGACCACAAGACGUCUUGCGUCAAUUUGUUGGGGGAAUGCCAUUAUGGCGUUCAAGAUGCGCCCAAAGCACCAUUAUUUGUGGCACAUCGCCAUGGAUGUAACUGCCACGAAACUAAACCCACGACUUUUUCAUGUAUGGGAGGACGAAAAGUUCCUGGGCCGCAUCAAACGUAUUGCAACGAAAUGCCAUGGUGGCACCGUUCAAAGAAGAGCUUUGGAGCGGUAUGUGUUGGCUUUGUCGAACUACAUGUCGAGCUUGGCUUAGGGUGGCAUAGC